Messenger RNA from Lodderomyces elongisporus, 2025 nucleotides. It is a transcript of the gene CHS5, whose product is annotated as Chs5p. NCBI's taxonomy places the organism in Eukaryota, Fungi, Ascomycota, Pichiomycetes, Serinales, Debaryomycetaceae. The record is from RefSeq and is a predicted model, not a curated record. Gene Ontology annotation, biological process: conjugation with cellular fusion; Golgi to plasma membrane transport. Bases 1 to 2025 code for a protein of 674 amino acids. Gene Ontology annotation, cellular component: trans-Golgi network; exomer complex. Gene Ontology annotation, molecular function: protein dimerization activity. The transcript has a single exon.
AUGGUUGAAGUGUCUCUUACUGUCGGCAAGUUGGAUGCCUCAUUGGCAUUGCUCUUGACCAAAGACCAUCACUUGAUUGAAUUCCCUACGAUUUUGCUCCCCAAUGGAGUGAGAGCUGGUUCAAUAGUGAAGAUCAAAUGUGACCAAGAUCUCGAGAGCGAAAAAGAAGAAGCCAUCAAGUUUCAAAACAUCCAAGAUGAUAUCUUUAAGACUUUUGCCACCAAUGCUCCGCAGGCACCGAAGUUGCGAGUCAAGAAUGUGACUCAAACGUCAUGUGUUUUGGAAUGGGAUCAAUUGCUGUUGGGCACUGCCAAUUUGAAGAACUUAAUCUUGUUCAAAGAUGGAGUGAAGUUGGGUUCAAUUCCUCAGCCGUUGACCAAUAGAACUUCUAAGCUUUCCGGAUUACCAAUUGAUAAACUUUUUAAAUUUCAGUUGCGAUUGGAUACAACUGCAGGCACUUUUAUGAGUGAAGAGAUUGAGAUAAAAACCCACAAGAUGACCGACCUUUCAGGUGUUACUGUAUGCAUUGGAGAUUUAAGCCCCAAUGAUCCAUUCUCAAGGUUGGACAUAGAAGAGGCAUUGGUCAAUAUGGGUGCCAAACAUCCUUCUCAAGAUCAAGUUAAAGUUGAUACUACGCAUUAUUUGUGUACGAGGGAGAACAAGCAAAAUCCAGAGUACAUCAAGGCAAAUGAUAUGAAUAUUCCAAUAAUCAGGCCUGAGUGGUUAAAAGCAUGUGAAAGAGAGAGGAGACUUGUUGGAGUUCGUGAGUUUUAUGUCAAGGAGUGUGUUUUGCCUGAUUUGUUUGCCAAAAAUUAUUGGGCAAAACCUAGUGGUGGCGCUAACGCCAAUGUUGGUUCAGGUGUUAAUCCAGGUGUUGAUGCCACUAAUCAGCAAAGCACUUCUACUAAAGCAAGUAAUGAAACGGUGACACCAUCAAUAAACGUAGAGAAUGCCGAAGGUUCACAACCAAAAGAAGCUAGAGAAGAAGAAGAAGAAGAAAAAGAAGAAAAAGAAGAAAAAGAAGAAAAAGAAAAAUACAAAAAACAGGAAGAAACAGUUUCACAAACCCAUCCGGAGACUGAUAAGGAUUUAAAAGAGGAAAAUGAAACCAAGACCAAUGAGGAUAAACAAACAGAAGCAAAGCAAAAGCCUGAAGUCGAUAUUAAGUCAGAGAUUGAAGCUAAUACCGAAACUGAUGACAAAGUUGCCCCUGGUGCAGACUUGAAGCAAAACGAGUCAGUUGUGGAUCCAACACAUCUAGUAUCCAACGAGAAGUUUGAAAAUUCUGCAGAUGGUGACAAAGAGGAUAACACAACGGAGGGUGAUAAAGUUGAAGUUGGUAAAGAGAUUGAUGACGCUUUUGACGAUAUUCCAGUAAACGAGAUAGAGCCUACGGACGUACAUAUUGAGGAGCCUGAAACCGUUGUGAUCAACACUGAGAGAGAAAACAGACCUCUGGUUGUCGCUGAAGCUUUUGAAGAAGAGGAGGAAAAAGAGAAAGAGAAAGAGAAAAAUAAGGAUGAAUCGAAUGCAACUUCAAUUAAUCCUGCUAAUUCUGAAUCUGUUGAUACUGAGGGGAGCUCUAUUGCUACUCAAGAAGCAAAGAUUGGAGAAAAGCCAAUAAUUUUUGAGGAAAUAAGUCUCGAUAAUAAGGCUAUAUCAGAAGACGCGCUGCUCAAAACUGAAGAAAAGACAGUGACAGAGGCUAAGAACGAAAUUGACGACACAGAGAAUGAAGUUCAAAAAGAAAAAGAUGACAGAAAGGACUUUGAAGGUAAGGGGAUGGUUGAGAGCAGUAAUGGUGACGGCGAAAGUGGCAAUGACGGUGACGCCGAUGACGCUGAUGACGUCGAUGACGCUGAUGACGCUGAUGACGGUGACGACGAUGGCGACGACGAAGCUGAUGGAAAAUCUACUGAAGAGGGAGCUUUAAAAGAAACUUCAACCGAACCUGAAGGAGGUAAUUCCAACGAUAAGACAAAAAAGAAGAACAAGAACAAAAAAAAGAAAAAAGGUAAGAAGUAG